Messenger RNA from Aspergillus calidoustus, 1852 nucleotides. The record is from the annotation of a GenBank genome assembly. Lineage: Eukaryota; Fungi; Ascomycota; Eurotiomycetes; Eurotiales; Aspergillaceae.
CCUCACGCGGAGGUGUAGAGGUUCCAGCAUCUUCCUUUUAGUCCAGCAUCUGGUCAGUUGCAUGCAUCAUUCUGAGUCUGAUUAGUAAUUUCACUAUUUUCCUCCGACGUUUUCCAGAAUAUCCGCCCUACGCCCUGUCUUGCACUCAUGGACCUACAGGUAGCUUAUUUGUGCUAUCCAGACCCUCCCUCCGCGGGGCUCGUAUUCUCGGUUAGAGCGAGAUGCCGCAACUCCUGAUUUAUCAGCAACUCUUUGCGAUUCCGUUCCAGCUAUAAAGACCACUGCAUUUUUGCCUCAGCUGCAUAUCCCAAGCCAUCCCGCUAAUUCGAAAAGGCAUUAACACCAUGGGCAGCACCACAACCCCCGAACAAGCAUUCGAACGCCUGGAGCAAGCGUUCCUGAACGCAAUCGAAGACGGAACCUGGCCGGGGGCAGUCGUCGCGGCGACCAACGUGAAUGGCACUUUUCACUACGCCAAAGCCUUUGGCAAGGACACGUGCGACUCUAACGGCAACCCCUUCGAGAUGGAUUCAAUCAUGGCGAUUGCAUCCAUGACCAAGCUCCUGACUACCAUUGCUGCUCUGCAGUUGGUUGAGAAGAAGCUCAUUGGUCUUGAUGACCAUGUCACGCAGUGGGUCCCGACGCUCGCCGACCAGGAGGUGUUAGAUGGCUGGGACGAGGCAGCAGGGGGGCGACCGCGCACGCACAGACGGAAGAAUAAAAUCACGCUACGCAAUCUGCUCACGCACAGUAGUGGCGCCGGCUACGACAUGAGCAAUCCGGAUCUUGCCCGGUUCACCGCGUACAUGGGCCGUGAGGUGAACUCCGGCGCCACGGUCGGUGAACGGUUCGGGUAUCCUCUCCUCUUUGAACCGGGCACGGGCUGGGAGUAUGGCACGGGCAUGGACUGGGUCGGGCAGGUCAUUGAGCGCCGGACGGGGCAGAUCUUGGAGGUAUACAUGCAGAAGCACAUCUGGGAGCCCCUUGGUAUUAAGCGCAUGUCGUUCUGGCCUGGGAGUAUUCCGGAUGUUGACAAGAAGCGACCUAGGAUGUCGGUUCGUGAUCCUGUUUCUGGGUGGCCGGUUUCGCUUGAGGGACCUCUUUUUACGGAGGGAGUCACGGAUUGUUUCGGGGGCCAGGGACUGUACGCGUCGAUGGAAGACUUUCUGAAGGUGCUGCAUUCAAUCCUGGCUGAUGACGGGCGGCUUCUCAGCAGUCAGUCGACAGCGAUGAUGUUCCAGCCUCAGCUUGGGGAAGCGAGUCGGGAAUCGCUGCAGCGGCAUCUCAGGGCAUCCACUCCCGGCUCUUUGUUUGUUGGUAUUUUCGACAACACCCUGUUGUACGACUGGGGCCUGGGCGGGAUGCUAUGUAUGGAAGAUGCAAAGUCUGGCAGACGAAAACGGUCCUUAUUUUGGAGCGGAGCACCAAAUCAGUUCUGGUUCAUUGACAGAGAAGCUGAUCUAUGUGGUGUGUUGGGCACGCAGAUUCUCCCUCCUGGUGAUCCCAGGGUGGCCAAUGUGAUUGAGCUGUUUGAAAGCUCUGUUUUCGCUGCUCGAGAAGAACUUCCAGGCGGGCAGGGGGGUCGCUAAAAUGAUUAUCGCCAGGUUUCAAUUCAUCUUUAUUGUCCUUGGGCUUCCUCCUGUUCUUCCUGUUUUCGUUUACAUUUUUGGUUAGAUGUAGGUCUGCGCAUUAUUCAGCGUCCCUUUUGAAGGCAAAAUUAAACAAUCAAACAAGAACUCUAACUUAGUCUUGACAAACUGAGUAAAUAUCUAGGAGAUGCAAUAGCUUGAAGAGGCAGAUGUUACGCAGCUCCUGUACAUAUAAAUCAGGCUGUCUUCGAAUACAGGGGUCA